Chelmon rostratus (copperband butterflyfish) is the source of this 954-nucleotide messenger RNA. It is a transcript of the gene med28, whose product is annotated as mediator complex subunit 28. The transcript is spliced from 4 exons. Gene Ontology annotation, cellular component: mediator complex. The coding region runs from base 21 to 563 and encodes 180 amino acids. The record is from RefSeq and is a predicted model, not a curated record. NCBI's taxonomy places the organism in Eukaryota, Metazoa, Chordata, Actinopteri, Chaetodontiformes, Chaetodontidae.
CGGAAAACGCUCGGAUCAAGAUGGCAUCGUCCAUGAGUGGGAUGUUUUCCGGUCAGCAGACGUCUGGUGCGCAUCCCGUCGGGGGUCCCGGUGGACCGGGCCAGCCGGGCUUCCCCGGUACCGCUACCAGAGCCCAAGGAAGCAACACACUGGUGGAUGAACUAGAGGCUUCAUUCGAGGCAUGUUUUGCAUCCCUGGUAAGCCAAGACUACGUUAAUGGAACUGACCAGGAGGAGAUCCGCACUGGUGUUGAUCAGUGCAUACAAAAGUUCCUGGACGUGGCUCGACAGACAGAGUGCUUCUUCUUACAGAAAAGGCUUCAGUUAUCUGUGCAGAAACCAGAGCAGGUGGUGAAAGAGGAUGUGUCAGAGUUACGUAAUGAGCUACAGAGGAAAGAAUUGCUGGUUCAGAAACACUUGUCCAAGCUGCACCACUGGCAACAAGUACUCGAGGAUGUGAGCGUUCAGCACCGCAAACCCUCAGACCUUCCUCCUCCUGGACCACUGGCCUUUCUGGAGCAGGCCUCUGCGAGUCUGCCCCCUGCCCCUUUAAAACCAAACUAACACACCAAAGGUAUGCUCACAUUAGUCUUCUGUUAAAUGACACACUCAGAAUGUGAUGUUGAACUUUACAAGUUAACUGCAACCGGAUGGAGAUCACACCGAAACAGGAAAUGCAUGCCUGCAUUUAUCAACCAUACAGACGUGAUUUGAAGUGAAUGGAAAAAGGAGCGAACAUAUGCAGGAUAGAGGUGUAAUGUGACCGUACCGGAACUAGUCAGUCGUGUGAUGGCGACUGUGAAGUGUCACACUAAGAGCAAACUGAAGAACAGUUUGCCGCGGGGGAGUCAUGACAUAGAUAGUUUUAUUUCCAGUGUUUUGAUUGAUGUAAAUAUUUCUGUUGCUGACUUUUUUUUACUGUAAAAAUAAAAUUUGUGAGUAUUUUGAAUCUUGA